UAAAGAAGGAUGACCCUCCAUUAUACCUCAGUCUCGAAACUAUCUUAAAAAAGAAUAGAAAUACUGGAUGUGUAGCUAAAAUAAAAAAAUAGUGGAUAAUAUUCUAUCAGAAAAGUGAUAUCCUAGAAAAGCAAAAUAUAUAAGGGAAAAAAGAACAAAUAAAUAAAUCCAUAGUUGAAUACGAUUUGAUAAUUCACCGAAUAUUGUAGUUCUCAUUAUUAUUUUUUGAAGAUUUUGAGAUUCCUUGGCAUAAAAUAAUGGCUCAAGAAGUUGAAGAAACUAUGAAACGAAUUCAGUCUCACAAAGGAGUAGUUGGGACAAUAGUUGUGAAUGCAGAAGGUAUUCCGAUUAAAUCAACGUUGGAUAAUACAACAACAGUUCAAUAUGCAGGCUUAAUUAGUCAAUUGUCUGACAAAGCCCGUUCUGUUGUACGAGAUUUAGAUCCAACAAAUGAUCUAACAUUUUUGCGUAUACGUAGCAAAAAACAUGAAAUUAUGGUUGCACCUGAUAAAGAGUUUAUAUUAAUAGUGGUACAAAAUCCAGUUGAUUAAUUAAAAACAAAAUUAUAUUAUAAAAUAAAGAUUUGUUUUCUUGGCCAUUAA
Messenger RNA from Harpegnathos saltator (Jerdon's jumping ant), 602 nucleotides. It is a transcript of the gene robl, whose product is annotated as dynein light chain roadblock. Gene Ontology annotation, cellular component: cytoplasmic dynein complex. Bases 258 to 551 code for a protein of 97 amino acids. Lineage: Eukaryota; Metazoa; Arthropoda; Insecta; Hymenoptera; Formicidae. The transcript is spliced from 4 exons. Gene Ontology annotation, biological process: microtubule-based movement. The record is from RefSeq and is a predicted model, not a curated record.